ACUUAUCUUUCAUCAAAAAGCAUUGACAAUACUCGAAGAAUAUUAUCAAUCUUCUCAUAUUGAUAUUGCUGUAAGUCUUUAUUGUAUUAGUCAAGUUCUGAUAGGUCAACAAAGUUACAAUAAGGCCCUCGAAAUUUGUCAACGAGCAAUGUCAAUCUAUACAAGAUAUUAUCCAAAAGGUCAUGUAUACAUUACUUCCACUCUUAAUAAGAUUGGUUACAUUAUCUACAUCCAGGGCAAGCAUAAUGAAGCUCGAAACAUUUUUGAACAAACAUUAACAAUGCAAAAAAAGUAUUAUGCAUAUAGUCAUAUCAAUAUGGCUGAUAGUCUUUCUGGAAUAGGACAUGUUCACUAUGGACAAGGAAAAUACCAUGAAGUUAUGAUAUUUUAUAAACAAGCACUGGAAAUUCUACAGAAAUAUUUCUUUCCUGGUCACGAUGAGAUUAUAUGUAUGCUCAAUAAUAUUGGCUAUGUCAAAAAUGAACAAGGAAAUUAUGAUGAAGCUCUUGAUUUUCAUCGACGAGCUUUAGAAAUGCAAGAAAAAUAUUAUCCAUUUUAUUAUGCUAAAAUUGCUAACACUCUUAAUUACAUUUCUGAUGUACUAGUUCGUCAAUCAAAAUAUAAUGAAGCUCUAUGCUAUUGUCAACGAGCGUUAAAGUUACAAGAGAUCUAUUAUCCUUUCGGACAUGCUUCAAUGGCCUCGAGUCUCUCCAGCAUUGGUGACGUCCUAUAUGAGCAAGGAAAGUAUAAUGAAGCUAUUGAUAUUCAGCAGAGAGCACUUGCAAUUACCGAAAAACAUAAUCCUUCUGAUUAUUCUUCUAUUGGUUUUUUUAUGAACAACAUUGGAAUUAUGUUAUGCACACAAGAAAAAUAUGAUGAAGCUCUUGAUUAUCAUCGACGAGCACUUGAAAUACAAGAAAAUUAUUGUUCAUCACGUCAACGUGAAAUUGCAAAUAAUCUCAAUUAUAUUGGAAAUAUUCUACUUGGACAGAAAGAAUAUGAUGAAGCAUUGAAAUAUUAUCAACGUGCAUUCGAAAUACAAGAGAACUAUUAUCCCUGUGGUCAUAUAGAUAUUGUAGUAACCCUCAAUAAUAUUGGUACAACAUUACGUCAACAACAAAAAUUCGAUGAAGCGAUUGAAUAUCAUCAAAAAGCAUUAGAACUUCAAGAGAAAUAUUAUCCAUCGGGUAAUGUUGCCAUAGCUUUUACUAUCAAUCGUAUUGGUCAUGUUCUAUAUGAGGAAAGCAAGUUUGAUGCAGCCAUUGACUAUUAUCGACGAGCACUUUCAAUACAAGAGAAUUUCUAUCCUGAUGGUUACAUCGACACUUCUCAUACUUUUACCUUCAUUGGUAAUAUUCUAUAUGAACUAAGGACGUACGACGAAGCUAUUCAAGCUCAUCAAAAAGCCUUAGCUAUUCGAGAAAAAUAUUAUGAAUUUCCUCAUAUCGAUAUCGCGGAAAGCCUGAGCAAUAUUGGUUAUAUCUUAUAUAGUCAAGAGAAAUAUGAUGAUGCUACUGAAUUCUAUCGACGAUCAUUAGCUAUUCGAAAGAAAUUGAAUCCAUGUAGUAAUUCUAGUAUUGCUGCUAUUCUUAACAAUAUUGGAAAGGCUCUGUAUGAACAACGAAAAUAUGAUGAGUCUCUCGACUUUCAACAACAAGCAUUAGCAGUUCUGAAAAAUGGUAGUCGAUCGAAAUCGACUGAUCCAAAUGACGUGGAUGUUUCAUCAUAUCGUUUACGAUAUUUUAACAGUAUAGAAUGUACUAUGUUAGCUAAUUCAUCACUUGAUUCUCAAUGCGAAGUUCUUAUGAUAGGUAUCGAAAAUCGAACUAACAUUCUCGAGUUCAUUAAUACUAUGCCUAAACUUCGUACAUUGAAUAUUCGUUGUAAAAAUGAUAAAAUGAAUCCAUACGAAUUAUCAGAAAUAAAUGAGGAUUUAAUUGAAUGGUUACGCGAACAUUUAUCGUCUACAUGUGCAUAUUCAAUCAAUCGAAAUUUAUAUAAUAUCUCUCAUAUUAAUAUAUGGAUUGAUAAGGAAAAAUAA
Molecule: messenger RNA, 2041 nt
Organism: Rotaria sordida
Lineage: Eukaryota; Metazoa; Rotifera; Eurotatoria; Philodinida; Philodinidae
Source: the annotation of a GenBank genome assembly